AUGACGAAACGUAUCCUGAUCGUAGGCCCACCAAAAUCCGGCAAACUAACUCUUGUCAAAGCUCUCACCUCGUCCCUUCCCUCAGAUCUCCUACCGACCAACACCUCCCACGCCGGUCUCUCGCACACCCUACCGAUCAAAACACCAUACUACUCAGCAGAUGUACCAAUCUGGGUCGAUGAAUUCACGCCGGGCAAGGAGGAUGAGUGGGUAGACGGCUAUUGCUCCGAGGAAGCACGGGAGGUGCUUGACGUGCUCGGGGCUAUUAUCGUAACGUUUCGGCAUGGGGAGGAUAUGAGGGAUUGUAUGAAGGGUACCAAAGCUGCUGAGAGGAUUGUGGAGCGGUGUGGUGGGGAGUAUGGGGUAUGGAACGGUGUUUGUGUGGCUGUGGGAAUGCACAAAUCAGUGGAGGGGGUGGAUGAGGGAAAGUGCGAGGAGGCGUGUACGGAUGCUGGGUUUGAGUAUGUCGAUUUUGCUGCGACUGGGAGGAAUGAAUAUGGAGAACAAACCGGACUCGCCCGAAUCCGGGAAGCGCUGGAAGCGAAUGACUGGAAUGAUGAGCAUACGAUUGACGAAAAUGAUCUCGACGGCGAGGGUCCGAUAGCCGAGAUUGGGGAUGAUUUCGGUACGUCGGAGUUCGAUGAGGAGUUCUUUGAUAUGUCACGGGAAAUGGCUGGGUUACGGGAGGCGUUGGCACAGUCGAGUAUACCACAAGAGGACAAAGACAAUGAAGAGGAGAAUAAUGAUGGUCUUGAUGACGAUGAGGUUGAGGGGCUGGAGAAGAUGAUGGGCGCAUUGUUGGCUGCGAGGGAACAAGGGAAAGAUCUUCCGUUGGCUGAGCGGAGAGAGCUGGCGGCACAGACGGUGGGUCAAUUAAUGAAGAAAAUGUGA
This is a messenger RNA of Saitoella complicata NRRL Y-17804, 891 nucleotides long. RefSeq lists its product as uncharacterized. The record is from RefSeq and is a predicted model, not a curated record. Gene Ontology annotation, biological process: vesicle-mediated transport. The coding region runs from base 1 to 891 and encodes 296 amino acids. The transcript has 3 exons. NCBI's taxonomy places the organism in Eukaryota, Fungi, Ascomycota, Saitoellomycetes, Saitoellales, Saitoellaceae. Gene Ontology annotation, molecular function: protein-macromolecule adaptor activity.